Pararge aegeria (speckled wood butterfly) is the source of this 773-nucleotide messenger RNA. Its product is annotated as cytochrome c. Gene Ontology annotation, biological process: mitochondrial electron transport, cytochrome c to oxygen; mitochondrial electron transport, ubiquinol to cytochrome c. Gene Ontology annotation, cellular component: mitochondrial intermembrane space. Lineage: Eukaryota; Metazoa; Arthropoda; Insecta; Lepidoptera; Nymphalidae. Bases 161 to 487 code for a protein of 108 amino acids. The record is from RefSeq and is a predicted model, not a curated record. Gene Ontology annotation, molecular function: heme binding; electron transfer activity. The transcript has 4 exons.
UCGUUCGUGGAAAUCAUUCGUCAUUCGUGUGAGGUCGUGUGAUUCUCAUCUGAGAUUUCAUUCAUUGAGUUUUGAGCUGUAGUGCGAACGUAUAGACUUCACGUGCAGUAUAUUUCAUUUGGAAAUCAAUAUUUUAAAUUGUUUGGCGUAAAAUUAAACUAUGGGUGUCCCUGCUGGCAAUGCUGAAAAUGGAAAGAAAAUCUUCGUCCAGAGAUGCGCACAGUGCCACACAGUUGAGGCUGGCGGUAAACACAAAGUAGGUCCUAACCUGCAUGGCUUCUAUGGGCGCAAAACUGGUCAAGCUGCCGGCUUCUCCUACUCAGAAGCAAACAAAGCCAAAGGUAUUACAUGGGGUGAUGAUACACUUUUCGAGUACUUAGAGAACCCCAAGAAGUACAUCCCUGGUACUAAAAUGGUGUUCGCCGGUCUCAAGAAGGCUAAUGAGCGUGCUGAUCUGAUUGCAUACCUCAAGGAGGCAACUAAGUAAUUAAAAUGACAUUAGGAAAUUAAACCGAAUAAGAGGAAUAUUCCAUAAUAUGGAACAAUCUUCUUGUUUUUAGCCCAAUCAGUAUAAUCAAUAUUUAAUGUACCUAUUUAUUUUGAGUUAACAUUUCACAAAGUGAUAGUUAUUACUUGUCUUGUAUCACCUUCAUAGUUAAGACAAUUGUGUGAAUUGUGAUGUACAUAGUUGUUACGUAUGACUAAAAUUCUUUGCUGAGCAUAACAAUGUUGUGAAUGGUUUUUUGAUGUUAUUAAAUUAAUAAUAGACAUCA